AAAAAUCAGAAAACGCACAAAUCCAAAUUUCUUAGGGAGUUGCGUGGCUUCUGGUCCUUACGGCAUAUAUCUCCAGACAUGUCUUCAGGCAUUAAACCUUCAGCAGAAUGUGAAGCCACGUAUAAAGAAAUGAAAAUGAACCACUGUUACCGCUAUAUCUUGUUUCAGAUCGUUAAUAAUGAAAUAAGUGUAAUCAAAAUUGCUCCUAGAGAUGAAAGUAUAUCACAAUUUCAAAAUGAAGUUAUAAAGUACCAAGACAAGGGGUGCUAUGGUGUAUUAGACUAUGAAUGUGAAGGUGUUAAAGGGUCGAACUUAAUAUACUUCUCAUUAGUGUCCGAUUCUGCACCUCCCACAGCAAGAAUGUUAUACGCGACAACGAGAAAGACGCUGAAAUUAAGUUUCGACGGGAUAAAAGCUGAUAUUGAGGCUCACGACAUCAAUGAACUAAUGGAGAAAGUAAAGACCAGUUCAGCGACAGAUAAAAGCACAACUCGAUAAGUUAUCAAUAUUAUAAGACCACCUUCUGAGUCUGCUAAAAUGCUGUAAAGUAAAUAAGAUUUUAAUGUGUAUACUGUUUGAUACCUUCACAAAUCGUCGUAAAAUACAAGUCGGUUUUUUCUACGAUAUUUAACUUAUUAACUGGAAAAUAUAUGAGUUGAAGUGUAAGUGUUUAUAUUCAAACCGUAA
This is a messenger RNA of Schistosoma spindalis, 687 nucleotides long. The record is from the annotation of a GenBank genome assembly. NCBI's taxonomy places the organism in Eukaryota, Metazoa, Platyhelminthes, Trematoda, Strigeidida, Schistosomatidae.